AUGAUCUCGCAGCCGUCCGGAGCGCUAGAUGGCAUCCACGUCGACAUGAACCACCUGAAGAAGGGCGAGGUCAACCUCGGAACCUCCAUCAUGGCCAUCAACUUCAAAGACGGUGUGAUUCUUGGCGCCGACAGCCGGACGACGACCGGCGCCUACAUUGCCAACCGUGUUACCGACAAGCUCACGCAGGUGCACGACACGAUAUGGUGCUGCCGCUCCGGCUCGGCCGCCGACACACAGGCCGUUGCUGACAUCGUCCACUACCAUCUGGGCAUGUACGGUAUCAUGAACAAUGAGAGGCCGACGACUCAGACGGCUGCGGCGCUGUUCCAGGAGCUUUGCUACGACAACAAGGACAUGUUGAGCGCGGGCAUGAUCAUUGCAGGCUACGAUCCCCGCCACGGCGGCCAAGUCUACGCGAUUCCGCUCGGCGGCUCUCUACACAAGCAGGCCUACUCCAUUGGCGGUUCUGGAUCGACGUACAUUUAUGGUUACUGCGAUGCAAACUGGAGGGAGGGCAUGACGGAGGAAGAGGGCGUGAACUUCGUCAAAGGAGCGCUGCGGGAGGCCAUCAAGUGGGACGGCAGCUCUGGCGGUGUGAUCCGCAUGGUGGUGUUGACGGCGAAUGGCGCACAGCGGCACCUGUACCUGCCGGACCAGGACUACCGCGGCCCUGGCAGGCAAACGUAG
Messenger RNA from Diplodia corticola, 690 nucleotides. RefSeq names its product proteasome component pre3. The transcript has 5 exons. Gene Ontology annotation, molecular function: threonine-type endopeptidase activity. The record is from RefSeq and is a predicted model, not a curated record. NCBI's taxonomy places the organism in Eukaryota, Fungi, Ascomycota, Dothideomycetes, Botryosphaeriales, Botryosphaeriaceae. The coding region runs from base 1 to 690 and encodes 229 amino acids. Gene Ontology annotation, cellular component: proteasome core complex.